UAUAUUAUAUCACCUAUCUAGUAGAUAUUGCCGAACAGUCCCGAGUACACUGAUAAGAAUAUAAGAUGCUACUGCAUCAUGUUACAUGAUGGUUGAUGAGUAUGAUCACUGCGAAUAAUUCGCAUCAUGUUAGAACGGAAGUGUGACGGUGAACCUAAAAGACGGUCAAUCGGAAGACGGAUAAUCGAGAUUCACGGUAUAAGGAAUAAUAGGUACUUUUACUUUGUCAUGGAAGUAACGAUUUAGCGCGUCUCAGUCCUGCGACGAUAUAGAUAAUCCUGGUUGGUGGGAGGGGUCAAGAGGACCAGUUUUCGACUGUAAUCACAACCGGCGCGCUCCGACGUUCGAGCAUUCGGCAGUCGGUCACAGCACACUCGUCUUGUCGGUGUCUUGCUACUGAACACUCGCUGAUCCGUUGCCGCGACCAACCCUCGGUGGUCGUACUAUCAAUAACGCUCCGCCGACAUCAUUCCACAGCGCCCAAACUGCUGCAGUCUCACGCAUGCCACCAGCAAUUCGGCGUCUAGUAAUCACCGACAGCUACAUCCGUGCUUAACAGGAAACGUUUCAGUAACUGUUGACAAGACAAGCAAUAUGAAUCCCAUUUGCACAUUUCACAUGAGUGGGUUCUGUCAGUUAGGAAUAAAAUGUAUCAAUAAACACGAAAAGCCGUCAUCGGAACUGGAUGUUGCAUCUACCAGCAAUCAAGACAAUCAGAAGACACCCACUAUAAAGCCUGAAAUCAACGAUGUCAUCGACCAGACUACAGCUGAUGACAAGUUCCAUCAAUUACACACAGAUUUAACAUUACUUAGAGAUGAGAAUACUGAACUGAAUUCACAAUUAAAUAUUCUUAAGAAAUACUCGUUAUCACUACAGAGAAGGUUGAAAGAUGAAACGGAUAAGAAUUCUAAGAUUGUUGAGGUAUUGCAUGAAGGUCUGUUCCAAGAUGAGGAAUAUCAGUGCCCUGUUUGUAAAGAAGUAUUGAUAAAGCCAGUAUUGGUGGGUUGUGGACACAUGUUUUGUGAAUGGUGCAUUGACAAAUGGUUGGAGAAAUAUAAUCAUUGUCCAACAUGUCGGGUUAUGGUACUCAAUUAUACACACUGUUUGAAUAUGGAUAAUUUUAUUGAAAAAAGAAUGGAGCUGAUGCCAAAUGAAAUUAAAUUGGCACACAAGAAUUUAAAAGAAGACCGAGCUAAGGAAAAAGAAACAAGUAUACAAAUUCGUAUUAAUCGUAGGCAACUUGAAAUUAAAACAAUGUCAUUAAAUACAAGACAGCCAUCAAAUAUGUAACACGUUAACAAUCUCAAUCUCGCUAAAUAACUUGGUAAUACAAAUUUUGAAUUAUUUAGCAUAUAAGUGAUUGUGUACCACGUUCAAAAAUAGCUUAAAGAAAGUCUUUUAUAGUCUACAAUGUUUCAUGCAAUCAAUUUGUUGAAUAAUUUUGAUACAUAGUAACUAUUUUUAUAGAAUACUAAUAAUUCUAAACAAUUGUUUGUAUGU
Molecule: messenger RNA, 1503 nt
Organism: Myzus persicae (green peach aphid)
Lineage: Eukaryota; Metazoa; Arthropoda; Insecta; Hemiptera; Aphididae
Product: E3 ubiquitin-protein ligase rnf8-B-like
Exons: 8
Coding region: 595-1293 (232 amino acids)
Biological process (GO): proteasome-mediated ubiquitin-dependent protein catabolic process
Molecular function (GO): ubiquitin protein ligase activity; metal ion binding
Source: RefSeq, a predicted model, not a curated record